Cannabis sativa is the source of this 555-nucleotide messenger RNA. RefSeq lists its product as uncharacterized. The coding region runs from base 1 to 555 and encodes 184 amino acids. The transcript is spliced from 3 exons. Lineage: Eukaryota; Viridiplantae; Streptophyta; Magnoliopsida; Rosales; Cannabaceae. The record is from RefSeq and is a predicted model, not a curated record.
AUGGCUCUAGCAGAACUUAAAGAACUAAAAAUUCAGCUUCAGGGGUUACUUGACCCAGGGUUUUUACGGCCUAGUAUGUCACCCUUGGGAGCUCCUAAUAGGAGCAUGAGAAACAUCUUCAGAUGGUUCUACAUCGUCUUCAAGAACGUGUCCUUUCUUAGACACAUUGUCAGUGAAGAUGGAAUUAAAGUGGAUCUGGCGAAGAUUGAAUCCGUCAGGGAUUGGCCGAGAGUGAAAAUAGUUACAGAGGUUAAAAGUUUCUUGGGUCUGGCUAGUUAUUACUGUCAGUUUGUAGAGGGGAUUUCUAAUAUUUCAACGCCCUUUAUCGAGCUUACGAAAAAGAAUCAGUUAUUUGUGUUAAUGGACAAGUGUGAAGCAAGCUUUCAGGAGCUAAAGCAGAGGUUAAUCACAACUCUAUGGUUAACCCUACCUUCUGAUAAAGAAAAGUUUGUAGUUUAUUGUGAUGCAUCCAGACAGGGUCUUGGGUGUGUAUUAAUGCAGGCCGAUCGGGUUAUCACCUAUGCCUCUCGUCAGUUGAAAGAAUAUGAACAAUGA